CGGGCCUGAGCUUGGGAGCAGAUUGGGGAGUGCAGGGGAGACCGGCGUGGGCCUGAGCUUGGGAGCAGGUUGGGGAGUGCAGAGGAGAACUGCGUGGGCCUGAGCUUGGGAGCAGCAUGGAACUCUCCGGAGACCGGCUGGCCACGGCCGCCGCCCGGGGCCGCGUGGACGAGGUGCGGGCGCUGCUGGAGGCCGGAGCGCCUCCCAAUGCCCCGAACCGUUAUGGGCGCAGACCCAUUCAGGUAAUGAUGAUGGGCAAUACCCGCGUGGCAGAGCUGCUGCUGCUCCACGGUGCGGAGGCCAACUGCGCAGACCCCGCCACGCUCACCCGACCCGUGCACGACGCGGCCCGGGAGGGCUUCCUGGACACGCUGGUGACCCUGCACCGGGCCGGGGCCCGGCUGGACGUGCGCGAUGCGUGGGGUCGCCUGCCCGUGGACCUGGCUGAGGAGCGGGGCCACAGGGACGUUGCGCAGUACCUCCUGGAGGCUGCUGGGGGACCCUAAAGUGGCAGCCACGCCCACUCAGGCAGACGUGAUGUCCACGGUCCACUGCGAAGAUAGAAGAUUGCUAGAAUCUGUGCCUCCUUUCCCAAUGCUGCUUUUAUUUUUUAUUUUUUGCUUCAAUUUAGAAAAGUAGUGCUUAGCAAAAUAAGAAAAGCUUUUCUUUGCAUUGCCUCACUAACCCAGUAAAGUUACAUUUCUGUUAUUGCUUUUGUAACACUAUAAAAGGCGUUUUUAAAGGCUGAA
Molecule: messenger RNA, 749 nt
Organism: Perognathus longimembris pacificus (Pacific pocket mouse)
Lineage: Eukaryota; Metazoa; Chordata; Mammalia; Rodentia; Heteromyidae
Product: cyclin-dependent kinase inhibitor 2A-like
Exons: 3
Coding region: 117-506 (129 amino acids)
Biological process (GO): negative regulation of cell population proliferation; regulation of cyclin-dependent protein serine/threonine kinase activity
Cellular component (GO): nucleus
Molecular function (GO): protein kinase binding; cyclin-dependent protein serine/threonine kinase inhibitor activity
Source: RefSeq, a predicted model, not a curated record